This is a messenger RNA of Lutzomyia longipalpis, 2316 nucleotides long. It is a transcript of the gene Orai, whose product is annotated as calcium release-activated calcium channel protein 1. The transcript has 4 exons. Lineage: Eukaryota; Metazoa; Arthropoda; Insecta; Diptera; Psychodidae. The record is from RefSeq and is a predicted model, not a curated record. Gene Ontology annotation, cellular component: membrane. Bases 748 to 1734 code for a protein of 328 amino acids. Gene Ontology annotation, molecular function: store-operated calcium channel activity. Gene Ontology annotation, biological process: store-operated calcium entry.
CAGUGCUUCUGAACUUAUCAGACGUCGGACGCAUAUUUGUUCUGAACGCUUGAUUCGUUCCCACGCCAUACACGUGGUUGCGUGAAGUGUUUUCAUUUCAUUUUAUAAAGUUUCAAAUUUGUCUGAUUUCCGUGAAAGUGCUCGCGCGACAAGAACUUCCUGCUGCGGAUGGCUCCAUGAGUGCGCGCAAUUUUUACGUUAUUUCUUUUCAAAAUUGAUAACCGUCAAUUGCAAAGUGCUCGUUCAUAGCGUAAUGUUAAUAUUAGACCCAAUGAUUCCUUGUAUCGCAUCAAUUGCAAGAGAAAUCAAUCAUCACGCGGACACAUAGUGCUGGCGAGUGGAAGACAAAAAGCCCCCUUCAUAUCGAAUUGUUUUUUAGUUGACAUCGCGCCAAACGAGAGGUGGUGGUGUGUGCGCGAAAAGACAUCCAAUAAAAUCGACAUUUAAUUCUCAAUCCCUUCUUGGUGCAAUAAACUUUAGGAGGAGUGAGGUUUUACUCUUUUUUUGUGCUGAUGGUGCACGCAUAAGUUCCUGCGAACAUGGAGAAUAUGUUGUGACAUUCCGGCGUGAGCUUUUUUUGGUGCCUUCACACACCAAAGUUCCGCGUGUUUUCCCACCAUAAUUCUGCGCCCUUUUAUCGACCUCCUCAAUCUUAAGUGCUUUCCGCGCCUUUUUCUUCGUUCGCGCCGACUUUCCCACACUUUAUUCCCUCCUCAAUUGAGAUUUGCUAAAAGGAAGUGGUGAGCAAUGUCUAUUUGGACAACGAGUAGUGCCGGUUUGGACACAGUUCUUGCCACAACACUCGGCACGGCCAGCCACAGCCUCACCCGUCAUCACAACAACCUCAAUCUGAAGCCAUCAAAUUCGUCGCAUCAUCUCAACUACCACCAGACGCAGCAGCAGGUGGCGCAGCCUCAGCAACCAAGUAGCGGCAGUGGAUCCGUCUCCGGAUCAUCACCAGGAGGCCAUUGCAAUCCCAGCUUCAGCUAUCCCGUCACCCCGCCCACGUACUGGAAGCAACCCAACUUCACCACAAGUACCGGCAUCAAUCACCCCAAGAGACGCUCAAUCGGGAUGUCGCAGUCAGGUGAGGAUCUCCAUUCACCCAGCUACCUAUCAUGGCGAAAGCUACAGCUAAGUCGUGCCAAGCUCAAAGCAUCCAGCAAGACAUCGGCUCUCCUAUCAGGAUUUGCAAUGGUCGCAAUGGUGGAAGUUCAGCUGAACAAUGAUACAGAGGUGCCAACGGGAAUGCUAAUAGCCUUCGCCAUUUGUACGACACUCCUUGUGGCUGUGCACAUGCUAGCCCUCAUGAUCAGCACGUGCAUCCUGCCCAAUAUUGAGACUGUCUGCAAUCUCCAUAGCAUCUCACUUGUCCACGAAUCCCCGCACGAGCGACUUCAUUGGUACAUUGAGACCGCGUGGGCCUUCUCCACACUCCUGGGGCUCAUUCUCUUCCUCCUCGAGAUCGCCAUCUUGUGCUGGGUGAAGUUCUACGAUUUGAGCCAGGCUGCCGCAUGGUCAGCAUGUAUUGUGCUCAUUCCCGUCCUCGUGGUCUUCCUGGCGUUCGCCAUACACUUCUACCGUUCCCUCAUGACGCACAAAUAUGAGGUCACGGUGUCCGGGAUUCGGGAGUUGGAGAUCCUCAAGGAGCAAAUGGAACAUGACCACUUGGAGCAUCAUCGGAGUGUUAACAAUGGCCUACACUACAACAGUGCAUCAGCUGAGAUUGUCUAAGCUGUUGUGCACAACACUGUGACACACAGAGGAAACGCGCGUCCCCUCAAGCUCAAAAGUGCCUGCGCGGAGAUUCCCGGAAUGGAAAUCUCUUAAAUCUUAAAAAAAAUGUGAUUGCGUUUUACAAAAAAGCAGCAAGACGAAAUUCAUAAAGACAACCCCUUCCGUGUGAAUGUGAUCUGAAGAUGACUUACAGAACGAUUUUUUUUAUAAUUCUUUCCAUAAUCUCAUUUUUUGUAAAUUAAAUUAACCAUCCUUCCCCCCGGAAAUUCAAGUUCAAGAGCGCACCUCCAUGUUGAGGGAGAGAAUUUGAGCUUUUAAUUUGAUUUAUUUCUUUUAGUAUUAAGGUGUACUUAUUGUUUUAAGAAUUUUUGGGAACUCAUGCGCGUCUAGAAGUCUUCCAUUUGAGAUCCGGGGGCAAAUGAGGGGAAGCUCAUUUGCGGCGUUGCCCUCAAGCCGGAGAACAUAACCUCAAAUUGCUAGCAAUAUGUACACGCCAAUGUUUUUUUUUAUAUAAUAAAACAUGUAAAUAGGUUUAAUUUAGAUGGAAUAAAUAAUUUAACAACAAACUCACCAAAAUAA